Molecule: messenger RNA, 1242 nt
Organism: Aspergillus sclerotioniger CBS 115572
Lineage: Eukaryota; Fungi; Ascomycota; Eurotiomycetes; Eurotiales; Aspergillaceae
Exons: 3
Source: RefSeq, a predicted model, not a curated record
CUUCAAGCCACACCACACCAAGAUGAGCUCACAAGGCCCCAUUGGGAAACUGGCGCAGGGGGUCACCUCGAGCAUUGGCUUCGUCUCCGAAGUCCACGGAUACCGAAAAGCAAAAAAGGCCGCCCGGAAAGAGCGAGAGCUGGAGGAGCAGCAAGAGCAACCUCGAGAAACAUUGCCCUCCCCCUCUCAGUCUCCCCCGCCACACACCGCAUACCAUCCAGAGGAGCAGGAUCGAACCAUCGCAGCCGAGUCCACCGCGCACGACGAAGUCGAGCGCACAUGGCAACUCGACGAAGCCCAAGACGCCCUCGUCGAACAGCAGAAGCCUCGCAAAAGCAAAGGUGGAGUCGCCAACCCGGACAAAGUCAUCGCCGCCUUUCUCCAACGCCGGCCUCCCCCGGAUGCAGUAUUUUCAGUGGCAGACAACAUGUAUCCUCGACCCCGACUCACAUACCCCGUGGCCAUCCCGCAGCGCCGUCCGAAAGAUAAGUCGCGAGGUUUUAUCCACGCGUACGCACUGGAGUUGCAGAACCUGGGGAUUGAUCAAGACACAUGGUUUGAUUUCAUCGACACGUUCAGUGAGGCCAGUCUGGCGAAUCCUUGGAUCAAUGCGCUGAAUUUGGCCUCCCUGGCGGCUUCGCCGUUGCCGUCUUUGAUAUCCACGGCGAUUUCAACGGCAAUCAUGGUUGCGACGACGGUGGCGAUUGAGACACAGGGUCGCUAUCGACAAAACAAAGCUCUGGACCGACUGAACGACGAAUUCUUCCGUCCUCGGGGCCUCUACUGCCUCGUCAUGACCUGGGACCCGACCUCUUCCAGCGCGCGCACCAACGUCGACGUCAACACCACCAUCCAAAACACAUUGAACAGCCAGGGGAAGAUGUCGCACAAAUUCCAGUAUUCCAACGGGGUGACCAAUGGAAUGGAGUCCAUUCCGACCGCCGAACUGAUCUUCCCGGGUCUCGACUAUCUCGCGACGGCCACAAAGGACGAGCAGAAGGGAUUUAAGAAGAAGAUGGAGCGCGGCAAGGGGUUCCUGGAUGAUUAUAUGGAUCGGAGAGCGCAGGCCAAGUUUAUGGCCGAGAACCCAACCAGCCAUCUCACCCAAGCCGGCAAACCCAAGUUCGCUUCCAAAUUCGCCGAUCCAACCCAUUCCGUGCACAGCUUUUUAUCCGGAGGCAUGAUGGGAGGAGCUCAACAAAGCCGGGGCUUUGGCCGGGGUGGAGUGGGCCGGGAUCGAGG